Messenger RNA from Gracilinanus agilis (Agile Gracile Mouse Opossum), 745 nucleotides. RefSeq names its product RAB3B, member RAS oncogene family (gene RAB3B). Gene Ontology annotation, biological process: regulation of exocytosis; protein secretion; protein localization to plasma membrane. Bases 1 to 663 code for a protein of 220 amino acids. Lineage: Eukaryota; Metazoa; Chordata; Mammalia; Didelphimorphia; Didelphidae. Gene Ontology annotation, molecular function: GTP binding; GTPase activity. Gene Ontology annotation, cellular component: endosome; synaptic vesicle; plasma membrane. The record is from RefSeq and is a predicted model, not a curated record. The transcript has 4 exons.
AUGGCUUCAGUGACAGAAGGAGGAAAAGCCGGGGGCAAAGAUGCUUCAGACCAAAACUUUGACUACAUGUUCAAAUUGCUCAUCAUUGGCAAUAGCAGUGUUGGGAAGACUUCUUUCCUCUUCCGGUACGCUGAUGACACCUUCACGCCAGCCUUCGUCAGCACGGUGGGCAUUGAUUUCAAGGUGAAGACUGUUUACCGCAAUGAGAAGAGAGUGAAACUCCAGAUCUGGGACACAGCUGGCCAGGAAAGGUACCGGACCAUCACCACUGCCUAUUAUCGGGGUGCCAUGGGCUUCAUCCUCAUGUAUGACAUCGCCAAUGAAGAAUCCUUCAAUGCUGUCCAGGACUGGGCCACCCAGAUCAAAACCUACUCCUGGGACAAUGCCCAAGUCAUCCUGGUGGGGAACAAGUGUGACAUGGAGGAUGAGAGGGUCGUGCCCACCGAGAAGGGGAAGCUCCUUGCUGAGCAGCUUGGGUUUGACUUCUUUGAAGCCAGUGCCAAGGAGAACAUUUGUGUCAGGCAAGUCUUUGAGAGACUGGUGGAUGUUAUCUGUGACAAGAUGUCGGAGACCCUGGAUACAGACCCUGCCCUGGCCAGUGGAGCCAAGACCACACGCCUCACGGAUACCCCACCUCUCCUCCAGCCCAACUGCUCCUGCUAGGCCCAGCAGGCCAGGCUCCCCCUGCUCUCUGGGAACUCUCCCCAAACCCCAACUCUCCCACACCCUUUCCUCUCCCCUGAAA